CCUCCUGCUUCCGUCUUAUCCAGGGGUGACGGAUCUGCCCGCUCACACGCCGCCCGAACCUUCCCCGCGCACCACACACGGGCGAAGGCACCUGGCACUCACCUGAUACUCACCUAUCCGCUGCCUCACGCUCCCCACCUGCCCGCCUGCCUGCCCACCUGUUGGCUCUCCUCAGGUCGUCGCCGCUGCCUCAAGUUCCGUCUGUCUGUCUGUCUUUCUUUCAUCGUCUUCGUCAGCUCGUCGCGUCUUCUGUUGACCAUGGCCGCCGCCGCCCCCCGCACCAGCCUCCUCGUCCACAGCCUGCUCCUGGUGGCCGUCCUCGCCUCCUUCGCCGCCCCGUCUAAAGCCAUCGACUGUCGGAGGUUCGUGUUCGCCCCGCAGUGCAGAGGCAUCAUAGCCAAGAGGACGGCGCCGCAAAUGCCCCUGUACGAGGACACGCUGCAGGAUCCACAGAGGUACAGUGCACGCCCCGAGGACGUGGACCAGGACUACCGCGUGUACGCCGUCGACCAGAACUCUCGCCAGGCCUCCGAUAUGGAGGACUCCCAGAACGAGGAUGCCCUACAGUACAUCCCUCCCAACGUGAUGGAGUGGAUCAUGCAGAACUUUCCGAGGCAUAACUUCCAGGGCCAGAGGAAGUAAAGCCCAGGUGGAGGUGGAGGGAGACAGGCCGCCCCGCCAAGGAUGAGGAAAACGGGAAACGGGAAGGACCUCGCCGAGAUAAGAUAAGGGGAUGCUGAAGUAGAUUUCCUCAAGAUCAACAGUUACACUCCAGUUGGCUUUCUGACUAUCUCUCAUGUGUGUGUGUGUGUGUGUGUGUGUGUGUGUGUGUGUGUGUGUGUGUGUGUGUGUGUGUGUGUGUUGCUGUCCUCGCCAUUACCCCCACCUACACAAGCCGUCACCCAGAGAACAAGGAUGAAGGACUGAAGGAAGCACUUGUGUAUUUGAGUUUUUGCACGGCAGAAGAAACAGACCAAAGGCUAAACAAAGAGAACAUACAGGAGACUACCCUCAAUAUGCCGCUCCAGUAAAGAAAACGGAAGGUGCCAAAUUAGGAGAUGUAUAGUUAGUCCCUGUCCUCUUCACCGCUAGACGCGAGACCUCACCAAACAAGAUAAAUGAUAAAGAGAAAGAAAAGAAAGAAAAGGAGAGAAGAUUCAUCCUAGUUCACCCUGCGAGCCUUCGUUUUCCUGUUUUCUAAAUCAAGACAUUUAUAUUCCAGCAUUUAAAUAAUAUGAAGAUAAUAAACAGUAAGAUAAUUAUGACAGUAAUAUUAAUAAAGCUGACCAGUUUUGAUGAUGAUUGUUGCUAAGUCUUAUUCCUCCUUCCUCUAUCUCCUCCUCCCUCCUUUCUCUUUCCCCUCCCUUUUCGUUUUUCCUCUUUCCUCUCCCUCUGCCUUUCUGUCUCUCCCUCCUCUACUUUCCAAUUCUCCCUCCAUUCCCUCUUCUGCAUCCUCCUCUCUCUUCUUCCUCUCCUUUCCUCUUCUUCUCCUCCUCCUUCCUGUCCCUUUGCCUUUUUUUCCCUCUCCAUCCUCUUCAUUCCAUUUCUCAUUCCAUUCCCUCCCUCUGCAUCCUCCUCUUUCUUCUUCCUCUCCCUUCCUUUUCUCCCCAUUCUCCCUCUUCUUCCUCUCCCUUCCUCUUCUUUCCACUUUUUCCCCUCCAUUCCCUCCCUCUGCAUCCACCUCUCUCUUCUUCCUUUCCCUUCCUCUUCUUCUCCUCAUUCUCCCUCUUCUUCCUCUCCCUUCCUCUUCUUUCCACUUUUUUUCCCUCCAUUCCCUCCCUCUCCGUUCCUCUUCCUCUUCUCCUCCUCGUCUUUCUCCUCUCCCUCUCCCUUCUCUUUCCCGUAUCCUUACCUGUCUGUUCAGGUAUCCCACGCUCACCUUCUCCCCAGGUAACUGUUUGCCACCACCACACCUGUUUUCUCCUCUGUCACCGGUGCCGUAAAGCAAUAUGUGAGACGCGGAAUUCCGACAGCUUUUGGAGGAGAAAACUCUACGGACUAAGCGAUGCAGAUUUAAAUAUGCCGAGUGUUUUUUCCUCUUUUAUUUAUAUUACGACAAAAAAGGUAAACUACGGGUCAGAGAGAGAAAAGAAUAAUGAUAAUGAUGAAAAUACUACUACUACUACUACUAUUACUAUUGCUAUUACUACUACUACUACUACUAAAUUGCAAGAAGUCUCGGCCAUGAUAGAGAAGAAAACAAUCAUGAAAAUAGAUGGAAGAACUGCCCACAAUAUAUUUUUUUUCCCAAACCGAGAAUGAAAAUCUAAACAAUUUGAAAAGACGAUAACAUUUCUGCCCUUUCAAUUUCCAGAGGGGUAUAAAAAAUCAAUUUGUAUAGUGGAAAAGAACGUGCAGCAAGACCUCUCACCCUCAGCUUACAACUCUGUCCUCCUUUCCUCCUUCCCUCCCGUUAGUGGCUUACAAAUACCUUCAGAUUUCCUACUCUACCUUCUUCCUUCCUUCCUUCCUUCCUUCUCCUUUCUUCCCUUAUCCCCCCGUCACUCUUCCUUACCAUAUCUUCUCCUUUUCUUAAACUACCUUUUCCUUCCUUUCUUUCUUCCUUCUCCUUUUCCUACCCUACCUUCUUCCUUACAUCCUUCUCCUUUUCUCCCUGCCUUCUCCCCUCUUCCCUUAUUCCUCCCCGACAUUCUUUCUUAUCACACCUUUUUCUUUUCUUAAAUUACCUUUUCUUUCCUUUCUUUCUUCCUUCUCCUUUUCCUACCCUACUUCUUCCUUUAUUUCUUCCUUCUCCUUUUCUCCCUACCUUCAUUCUUCCCUUAUCCCUCCGUCACUCUUCCUCACCAUAUCUUCUUCUCUUAAAAUACCUUUCCGUUACUUCCUUCCUUCUCCUUUUCAUCCUACCUUCUCCUUUUCUGACCCGACCUUCUUCCUUUCUUCCUUCCUUCUCCUUUUCAUCCCACCUUCUAGUUUUCCUACUCUACCUUCUUCCUUCGUUCAUUCCUUCUCCUUUCUUCCCUUAUCCAUUUGCCAGUGGAUCAAGACAACGCCAUCUAGUGAUUGUAAAUGAUAAAGAGAAACUGACCUCUCUUCCGGCCGCUUGUUCUUUUCUCUUUUGUCGGGGCAGCGUCUAGUGGUCUUAUUAUAAUUGGUGUUUUUGUUUUUUGCCCUUGAGCUGCCUCCCUUGCUGUAAACAGAAAAGAAAAGAAAACUGUAGUGAGUCCUCUUCUGCGCUGCUCCGUCUUAUAGCAAAUGAAUUCCUCCCCCCCCCCCCGGCCCUCCUGGACAUGUGCCUUGAUGUCUCUACCCACUGAAAGGAUUGAAACGUUUAUAUAUAUCCUUUUUUUACACCCAGAGAAGGAAGUCAAGGGCAAUAAAGUAAAAAAAGGAAAAGAAAAGAACCGAACAAAUAUACAGGAAACAAGUUCAUAGGGAAAUAAUGGAUAGAUAUUAAUGCAAAAAAAGAAAACGCAAAAGAUAAUAAAAUGCAAAGGGAAGAAGAGCCCGAAACAAAUAUAUAGGAAACAAAUACAUAGGGAAAUAAUGGAUCAACGUCAGUGCAAUGGUUCUACAUAUGUAAGAAACGAGGAUACUAGUAUUACGACUUUGUUCUGAAUGUAAGAAACGUCAAAUGGGUAAAGAAGUCAGCCACAGACGAGAAAACAAGUAAAUGUUAUACCUCUCCACUCGAAAUUGACCUCUUAUUUGGCCUUUCCUGUUCUAUAUAUGUAAAAAAAAACGAGGAUGUUAUUUUUAUGGUGUCUGAAUUUGAGAAACGUCAAAUGGGUAAAUAAAUCAGCCACAGACGAGGAAACAAGUAAAUAUUAUACCUCGCCACCCAAAACUGGCCUCUCUUUUGGGCACUCAUUCUGUUCUAUAUUUGUAAAAACGGGGAUGUUAUCUUUAUGGCUUUGGUUUGAAUGUAAGAAACGUCAAAUGGGUAAAGAAAUCAGCCACAGAUGAGAAAACAAGUUAAUAUUAUACCUCCCUCGCCACCCGAAAUUAACCUCUCUUUUGGGCUCUCGUUCUGUUCCAUAUAUGUAAAAAAACGGGGAUGCUAUUUUCAUGGCUUUGGUCUGAGUUCGAGAAACGUCAAAUGGGCAAAGAAAUAAGCCCAAGUCGAGGAAACUAGUAAAUAUUAUAUCUCUCCACCCAAAAUUGAACUCUCUUUUGGCCUUUCGUCCUGCUCUAUAUAUGUAAAAACGAGGAUGUUAUUUUUAUGGCUUUGGUUUGAAUGCGAGAAACGUCAAAUGGGUAAAGAAAUCAGAUAAAGACGAGAAAACAAAUAAAUAUUAUACCUAAAUCUGGCACAAGUCUUUGCUUUCUGAACUGCCCUCUUUCGGAUUCUAUCCCUCUCUCUGUUCCGUUAUCUCCAGUUUCCUUUCCGGCCGUUCUAUCUCUGCGGUGGUAGACGGUCACUGUUCUUCCCCUAAACCUAUCAACAGUGGUGUUCCACAGGGCUCUGUCCUAUCACCCACUCUCUUCCUGUUAUUCAUCAAUGAUCUUCUUUCCAUAACAAACUGUCCUGUCGACUCAUACGCCGACGACUCCACUCUGCAUUAUUCAACUUCUUUCAAUAGAAGACCAUCUCAACAGGAAGUACACGACUCCAGACUGGAGGCUGCAGAACGCUUAACCUCAGACCUUGCUAUCAUUUCCGAUUGGGGCAGAAGGAACCUUGUGUCCUUCAAUGCCUCAAAAACUCAAUUUCUCCACCUAUUAACUCGACACAAUCUUCCAAACACCUAUCCCCUAUUCUUCGACAACACUCAGCUAUCACCAUCUUCAACACUAAACAUCCUAGGUCUAUCCUUUACUCAAAAUCUCAACUUGAAACUUCACAUCUCCUCUCUCGCUAAAUCAGCUUCCUCGAGGUUGGGCGUUCUGUAUCGUCUCCGCCAGUUCUUCUCCCCCGCGCAGUUGCUAUCCAUAUACAUGGGCCUUGCCCGCCUUCGUAUGGAGUAUGCAUCUCACGUGUGGGGGGGCUCCACUCACCCAGCUCUUCUGGACAGAGUGGAGUCUAAGGCUCUUCGUCUCAUCAGCUCUCCUCCUCCUACUGAUAGUCUUCUACCUCUUAAAUUCCGACGCGAUGUUGCCUCUCUUUCUAUCUUCAAUCGAUAUUUCCACGCUGACUGCUCUUCUGAACUUGCUAACUGCAUGCCUCCCCACCUCUCGCGGCCCCGCUGCACGUGACUUUCUACUCAUGCUCAUCCUUAUACUGUCCAAACCCCUUAUGCAAGAGUUAACCAGCAUCUUCACUCUUUCAUCCCUCACGCUGGUAAACUCUGGAACAAUCUUCCUUCAUCUGUAUUUCCUCCUGCAUACGACUUGAACUCUUUCAAGAGAAGGGUAUCAGGACACCUCUUCUCCCGAAAUUGACCUCUCUUUCGGCCACCUCUUCUGAUUCUUUUUUAGGAGCAGCGAGUAGGGGUCUUUUUUUAUUAUUGUUUCCUUUUUUGUGCCCUUGAGCUGCCUCCUUUGUUGUAAAAAAAAAAAAAAAAAAAAUCGCCUCCUGAAAUUAACCUCUCUUUUGGCCUUUCCUUCUGUUCUAUAUUUGUAAAAACGAGGAUGUUAUUUUUAAAGAUUUGGUCUGAAUGGGAGAAACGUCAAAUGGGUAAAGAAAUCAGCCCAAGACGAGAAAACAAGUAAAUAUUAUACCUCCCUCGCCACCCGAAAUUGACCUCUCUUUUGGCCUCUCCUUCUGUUCUAUAUACGUAAAACAACGAGGAUGUUACUUUUAUGGCUUUGGUCUGAAUGGAAGAAACGUAAAAUGGAUAAAGAAAUCAGCCAAAGACGAGAAAACAAAUAAAUAUCAUAUCUCCCUCGUCACCCGAAAUUGACCUCUCCUUUGGCCUCUCCUUCUGUUUUCUUUUGUUGGGGCAGCGUCUAGCGGGCCUUUUUUUCGUUCCUGUCUUUGUUUCUUGCCCUUGAGCCGCCUCCCUUGUUGUAAGAAAAUACAUAAGAGAUGACUUCACUUUUUCUUCUCGGUAUUAUUGUCUAAAGUUAAAUCGUGUCGCUAUGGUAUUGAAGUCUCCUCAAUGAGCUGUUUUGCACUAUUUGUUUACUGAUGUGUUUCUUAGACGUUUCCACCUCUCACAUCAACUAUUUCCAGAGGCCAAAAAGGAGAUGAGUCGGGUUCUCCUGAGUGUUUCUUUAGGUUCAUGGUACAGAAGGGUCAGACUAUCACUAGGGUCAUAAAACUACCCUGGAAAUGCCCAAAACUCCUACGAAAACCUUGUCAAAUUGGUGAGCUUGGACGCCGAAACUUUUAAGAAUAUUGCCCUAUGUCUUUCUUUACACAACUAAUCCUCUUAUUCCUCAGUUUCUUCCUUCUUCCCUGUCCGUCCAUUUUCAGUAUUUGUCUUUCUGUUUAUUAAUGUUUUUGUCUAUCAUGUUUUUUUUACACUAACCAUCCACCUCUUCCUCAUUCUUCCUCUCUUCCUUCUACCCUGCAAGUAUAUUCUCUUUGCUUGUCUUCUCUAUACAUCUUCUCUUAACGUGUCCAUACCGUCUCAGUCUUGCCUCUCGUGUCUUUAUUUACACCUCUUCAUCUGUAUCCUACUUUUCCUUCUCUACAUGCUCUUCUCUUCACGUGUCCAUCCAACUCUUCCUCCCUUUCCCUCUUUCUCUUCUACCCCGUCCUUCCAUUCUCCUUCUCCCUUUCCCUCUUUCUCUUCUACCCCGUCCUUCCAUUCUCCUUCUCCCUUUCCCUCUUUCUCUUCUACCCCGUCCUUCCAUUCUCCUUCUCCCUCAUUCAUUCCCUUCUUUUUCUUUUCACGUCCCUAUACCAUCUCAGUCUUGCCCAUCCACCAUCAACUUCUUCAUCUGACUCCUUUUCUUCCUUCUACCCUGUACCUCUAUUUUCAUCACUUGUCUUGCCUGAGAGAGGUGAACCCUAGAGCUAUGUUCCUCAAACUGUCCUUACUGAGUCCUGUUUAACUUUAAGCCUUUCCCCCGCAGCCUAUUUCGAAGCCCAUGACAGUACUGAGAGCUGUAUGUGCCCUUCAUAAUGGUAUUCAGUUAUCUUUUAGUGAAGGGGUGACUCAGUUAAUUAUGUCUGGUUCCAUUUACUCUCCGCACCUGCAAGGCCGAAUUCAAAGAGUGGUAUUCUAAGACUCUCAUAUCAAGUAUUUCCAAAGGCCAAAAAGGAGAUCAGUCGGGUUCAAAUGAGCGUUUUUAUAGGUUCAUGGUACAGACGAGGGGUCAUACUACCACCAGGCUCAUAUAACUACCCCUGGAAAUGCUUGAAACACCAUGCGAGUCUUGUCAAAUAUGUGUGCGUGGGAACCAAAAUGUUUAAGAAUAUGAUUCCAGUAGUUUUCGUUGCCUCCCUGAUUACUUCUGUUUCCUGGGCCGCCGAGUCUAUGAAUUCACGUAAUGAGAAUGUGGCAAAGAAAUACAACCUGUCUUUACAUGUUAACUAGAUCAUGUAUUGGUGCUCAUGUAUAGUAAAGACGGCAUCCUAAAUUAUCUCGUCACCUUCGAAUUUUGGGACUUAAUAAGUUUACUCGUACGUGAUGGAAAUGUCGAAAAAAAAAACCCGCUUUAUAAUAUAUCGUAAUUGGAUCGUUUAUUGUUGUCGAAAUGUUAGGGAAAGAAGGAGGGCAGAUCUUCUUAUUUAAUCAGUUAUAUAUAUAUCCCUCGUGUGAAUUGCGGAAUAAAUGGGACUUUGACCCUAAAUAUUUAUACAGCGAAAAGGUGAAAAGUCGCGCUCGAUUAGUGUUGUCGACAUGUUAAGGAAAGGAAGACAGAUCUUGUUAAAUAAUCAAGUACAUAUAUUCUAUUCUCCGUGUGAAAUGAAGACUAAAUGGGACUUUGAAACUAAAUAUUUAUGCAGCGAAAAAACAACUAUAUAUAUUGUAAUGGGAUAGUUUCUUGCGGCCAAAUAAUAUAAGAGGAGAAUAGAUUAUUUUUUUUUUACAGUAAUGGAAGCAGUUCAAGGGCAAAAGUAAAUAAAAAAAAAGCAAUGUGACUUUGAGCCUAAAUAUCUAUACAGUGAAAAGUGAAAAAAAACAAAAAAAAAAACAUGGAUAGUUUCUUUCCACCUAAUAAGAGAACAUUUUUUUUACAGUAAGGGAAGCAGCUCAAGGACAAAAAAUAAAUAAAAAACAACAACAAUGGGACUUCGAGCCUAAAUAUUUAUACAGCGAAAAGGUAAAAAAAAAAAAAAAAAAGAAAGAAA
Messenger RNA from Eriocheir sinensis (Chinese mitten crab), 8143 nucleotides. Its product is annotated as elevenin-Vc1-like. The transcript has 5 exons. Lineage: Eukaryota; Metazoa; Arthropoda; Malacostraca; Decapoda; Varunidae. Bases 259 to 642 code for a protein of 127 amino acids. The record is from RefSeq and is a predicted model, not a curated record.